AUGCGUCGUUUCUUGAAGCAGUUUUCGCCAAGUUCAUCUACUACAGGAAGCGGGGAUAAGUCACUCGCGGCAGGUGGCAGAGCACCCUCUUCAAGGAGUUCACUCGAGAACAUUGAACAGAAUGCUCGCCACGCGCAAGAAUCUUCAGGUGCUAUUAGUACUGAUAGUCUGGGCACGUCUUCGCACACCGGCCAAGAGCGCAUCAAUGGAUUAAUAGAGCUGAUUAGCCAGCCGCCUGACAAGAGCGAUGCUGUUGAUGUCAUUGCUAUUCACGGGCUUAACGGACACCAAGAAAAGACGUGGACUGACACAAAGACCAGAGUCAACUGGCUCAGUGAUGCGUCCUGUCUCCCUAGAGACAUUCCAAAUGCAAGAAUUUUAACCUACGGGUAUAAUUCGACCUCUUAUUUCAGCAGGGCAGAUCCAGACGUUCGCGAUUUUGCAUCAGCGCUGCUCGCUGCACUUAGAGCCAAAAGGAAGACCAAUGCUGAAAAACAGAGGCCCAUGAUUUUCAUCUGCCACAGCCUUGGUGGCUUGGUGUUUAAGCAGGUAGUAAUAAGGGGCCAUGAGCAAGACAGCUUCUAUGGGCCAUUAAUUGAGAAAAUUCGUGGUGUGGUGUUCCUUGCUACACCCCACAGAGGAUCGGAUCUUGCCUAUUGGGAUAGUAUCGGAACGCAAAUCGUUCGUGCGGCAACUCUGGGCAUGGCUACCAACUCAAAGAUAGUGAAGGAUCUGAAAGUGGAUUCAGAGAUGCUCAAGCGCAUCUCUGACUCUUUUGCCUAUCGUGGGGCGGCCUUUAAAAUCCGGAGCUUUUAUGAGACGGAAUUCAUGUCAGGUCUUAAUUGUUGUGUGGUUGAUAAAGACUCAGCUAGGCUAGGAUGGAGCAACGAACUCGACAUCGCAUCGCCGGCCAACCAUUCUGGUAUUUGCAAAUUCAGCUCGCGAGAGGACCCAAGAUAUGAAACGGUCGUGUCUGAGAUAAUCGAUAUGAUUGAUGUAGAAGAGGAUAAUAUUGACCUCACUCGUGAGUCUUAGUUGCAUGACAGAGGUAAUUACUCUAACCUUGC
Molecule: messenger RNA, 1067 nt
Organism: Trichoderma harzianum CBS 226.95
Lineage: Eukaryota; Fungi; Ascomycota; Sordariomycetes; Hypocreales; Hypocreaceae
Exons: 3
Coding region: 1-1035 (344 amino acids)
Source: RefSeq, a predicted model, not a curated record